This is a messenger RNA of Paramecium tetraurelia, 1263 nucleotides long. RefSeq lists its product as uncharacterized. NCBI's taxonomy places the organism in Eukaryota, Ciliophora, Oligohymenophorea, Peniculida, Parameciidae. The transcript is spliced from 4 exons. The record is from RefSeq and is a predicted model, not a curated record.
AUGUAAAAAAAAUUUAACUAAUUUGCUAAUGAGAGCAAGGAUAGUACGAUGAAUCUUUUUAGAGUUAGACCAUAAUUCUUAACUCACGUCUCUCCUCUGGCUGUUGAAGAGGCUCAUAAAAAUUUCUUUAGUGGAUCAAAGGAACUUUUAGAUAAAAUACCCGAUCAUGAAAAAGGACCGAGACAGGAUUCGAAAGGGAAUAUUGUCAAGUAUACGGUUGUGGGAAGUGUGCAAUAGUUUUUGGCUGAAAAAUCAAGAAGUUAAUAAUAACAUAGAAAACCUGCAUAGAUAAAGGUUACUGCAAAUUCACAAGCAACUCCUUCUACUCUAUAAUAAAAUGAGUAAUCAGAAAGAAUGGUUUUCAGUUCUAAAGAGUAAUCUAGUAAGGAUAUUUAAUAAAAAAAGAAUAAAGUUAAAACUAAGGAAUUUUAGGAAGUAAUCUUAAAUGAUGAUCAAGUUUAAGAACAUAUUCAAUAGAUCUAAUAGAGGAUUGAAAGGAAUAAAAUAGAAAAUGAAAAAAAAACUAGAUAAUUGUAAAGUAGAAUGUCAAAAGGAGAAUCCUUAAAAAUGAGUCAGUGUGAAAGAGUGAUUGAAACAUUUGAUUAGGUUCAAUAGGAUUGGGACUUGACAAAAAUAAAAUUAGAAUCUAAAAUGCAAAGAUUACCAGGUCAAUCACUUUUGGAUAGAAUAGAAUAACAUAGGGUUAAGGAAGAAAUGAAAAGGCUACUUGAUGCUUUGACACCAAUAGAAGUGAAACAAGGCAAUUAAUUUUGGCGACUGGGAUUACGAAAAAAAGACUCGAAUAUUAAACCUAAGACUUUUGUGGAUUUAUUUGAAAAAAAUUAUUAGGUCUAUGGCAAUCCUAAAUCUCCAUAAGUCGAAAUUGUUAGAAGGUCUUCCUUAAGUCAACUUGAUUUUAAACCUUUCAGCACAUUCACGUCUCAAUCUGCUCUAAACAAAAAGCUUUCUGAAAAUUCUGAUCUUAUUUUGAAAUUAAUGCCAACCGUCCCUGACGAUGUUGGGAAUCUCGAAAUUGUUGGCAAAAAUGUACUUGAAUAGGAGAUUAUUUAAUUACGAUCUCAAUCUCAUAAAAAUUCGUUUCCUUACGUAAGAUUCAGCAAUAAUUCAAAUUAUGAAAAGUAUAUUAUGAAAGUUCCUACAAAACCAGAAACAUAAUAGGAUGAGGAAAUCAUAGAGGAAAAUUAUGAUAGAAAGCGGCUAUUGUCUUAGGGGAGACUUUCCGAAAUUAAAGGGUAUUACUGA